This is a messenger RNA of Dunckerocampus dactyliophorus (ringed pipefish), 2262 nucleotides long. RefSeq names its product sirtuin 1 (gene sirt1). The record is from RefSeq and is a predicted model, not a curated record. The coding region runs from base 44 to 2143 and encodes 699 amino acids. Gene Ontology annotation, molecular function: NAD+ binding. NCBI's taxonomy places the organism in Eukaryota, Metazoa, Chordata, Actinopteri, Syngnathiformes, Syngnathidae. The transcript has 9 exons.
UGUCGGAGAGGAAGGAUCCGCUCAGCGGCUCUGCGGGCUGAAGAUGGCGGACGAAGAGAACAGUCUUGGAAUGGCCUUCUCGGGCGCAUCCCAAAUGGACGAGCCUGCUGCCAAAAAGUCGAAAAUUAGCACUGCGACCAACGGUGGCUUCAAAGCCACAGACGCUGGUCAAUUUUCAUGCGUAUCGGGAGCCGCGGAGAGCUGGGAGGCGGCGCUGAAUUGUGCGCAGCCUGCGGAGAGGGAAGCAAAGCCGGUGAUGGCGGUAGAGCAGGCCCCAGGAGCGCAAGGCGGAGACAACAAUGGUAUGGGACCUCUGGUCUCCGAGCCUUUUAAGCCCGCCGUGACACCAGAGGACACCGCGGUGCUUGGGACGUUCGAGGACAACGCCGGUAGGAAACGAGGUGUGCGCUCAGGUCUCCUCGGGUGUGUCGAUCUCCCCUCCAAUGGCUUGGCUGUAACACCUGAGCACAUCACCGAGGAGGAUGACAGAUCUUCUCAUGCCAGCUCCAGCGACUGGACACCUCAACCACAGAUAGGUUCCUACAGUUUCAUCCAGCAACACAUCAGAGAGACCGAUCCAAGGACCAUUUUGAGGGAGUUGCUGCCUGAGACUGUGCUGCCACCGGAUUUAGAUGACAUGACACUCUGGCAGAUCAUCAUCAACAUCUCAGAACCUCCUAAAAGAAAGAAACGGAAAGACAUCAACACAUUGGAAGAUGUGGUUCAGUUACUCCACAAAAGUAAAAGGAUCCUGGUGCUGACUGGUGCUGGGGUGUCUGUUUCAUGUGGAAUACCAGACUUUCGCUCCAGGGAUGGAAUUUAUGCUCGUCUCGCUGUAGAUUUUCCUGAUCUUCCAGACCCACAAGCUAUGUUUGACAUUGAAUAUUUCCAAAGAGACCCUCGGCCAUUUUUCAAGUUUGCUAAGGAGAUCUACCCGGGUCAGUUCCAGCCUUCGCCUUGUCACAAAUUCAUAUCCAUGCUGGACAAGCAGGGCAAGCUACUGCGCAACUACACCCAAAAUAUUGAUACAUUAGAACAAGUGGCUGGAGUUCAGCGAAUCAUCCAGUGUCAUGGGUCAUUUGCGACUGCUUCCUGCCUCAUCUGUAAAUACAAAGUGGAUUGUGAAGCUAUAAGGGAAGACAUCUUUAACCAGCGAGUCCCCCACUGUCCUCAGUGUCCCGAUAUUCCUUUGGCAAUAAUGAAACCGGACAUCGUCUUCUUUGGAGAGAAUCUUCCAGAAAUGUUCCACCGAGCCAUGAAGCAGGACAAAGACGAGGUGGAUCUAUUGAUUGUCAUUGGGUCGUCAUUGAAAGUCCGACCUGUUGCCCUCAUCCCAAACUCCAUUCCUCAUGAAGUGCCUCAGGUCCUGAUCAACCGGGAGCAGCUGCCACACCUCAACUUUGACGUGGAGCUGCUCGGCGACUGCGACGUCAUCGUCAAUGAGCUCUGUCAUCGACUAGGCGGGGACUUUGAACAGCUCUGCUACAACACCGUAAGACUUUCUGAGAUCACGGAGAAACCGCCUAGGUUACCUGAGCAGCCACGAGGCGAGGCUUUGCCUGCUGCGGGCGACAGAGCGCCAGAGGAACUGAAGCAGCACAGCACAGACUCAGUCCUUAAGCCUUCAGAGGAGAAGCAAAGUCCGAAUGUAACAGAAACUGCCCCUAUGGUUACGCCUCCGGAACCUUGUCCCGAUGCUUCUUGCCCCAGUGAGAAGAGAGCUGAAGCCGAAGCUUCAGCAUCACCAGACAAAGACGCGGCAAAAGAAGAGGCCACAGAAGAAAAGAGCCAAACUUCCAACCUUGAAUUUCGUAGACGGUGCUGGAUGAAUCGAAUCGGCAGGAGUCCAAUCAGCAAACGCCUUGACACGGGCCAGUACCUAUUCCAAGCACCAAAUCACUACAUCUUCCACGGCGCUGAGGUUUACUCCGACUCUGAGGACGAGACAUCGAGCUCCUGCGGAAGUGACAGUGAGGAGUCCGAAUGCAGUGCCAAUGAGGGAGAGGAGGUCAGCGAGCUGGAGGAAGCCGACGGAGCAACCUGCCUCAGAGCCACAACACAAGACACUUUAGCCAACGAGGCCACGUCAAGUUUGCAGGCAGACAGUACGGCUGAACAAACUCAGAGCACCACAAACCUUUAAAUACCCAGUCCACAAAGCACUAAUUGUCUUUUUAUAUACACAUAUACUGUAUAUGUUUCAUAUAUUUUUUUGAUCAUCGAACUAUCAUUUUCAUAAAGUUUAAUUUGUGUGGCUAUGGA